GUCUAACUUUCCUCAUAUUUUCUUAUAUUUCUCGCUUGGACUGAGAAUAUCCAAUCAUUGGCCUUGCGCGUCUCCAUCAUUUCCUCUUAACAAUCAUCUCCAAAAAGGAAAAGAAGAGCUUCUUGGAUCGGCUAGAAAGCUUGUCGCGCUUGAUCUUAACUGGAAAAAGAAGACUUGAAGUAGUGUAAAUCCAGCAAGACUUGCUCCACUGAGUUUAGAUAAGGAUUUGUUCCUCAUCAUGGCUGGAUUGGAUGACAAUGCUGUCGUAAUUGGAGAGAUGAUGCCAUGGACUCCCAGUCAUAGAUCAUUUCUUUCAGAUUUCAAGUCUGAUGAAUUUGGUACUCAGUCCUCAGACUCGAUGCAAAAUGGAAAUCAGGCAAAAGUUUCGACAUCCGACAAGCAGGAUGUGAUUAUGAAUUCUAAGGAUGAAGAGAGUGAGACUAGAAUUCAAUUCCCAAGUGACUCUUCAUCAGAACUGAGCUCGUUGGAUGUUCAAAAAUCAAGCAUGCGAGGAGGUCUUGCUGAAAGGAUAGCAGCAAGAGCUGGUUUUAGUUCUUUAAGGCUUAAUACAGCUGAGAUAAGACAAGCGAUCUUCUCUUCCUCAACCACAGAUGUCUGUCCUCUUUAUAUCACGAUUCCUCCUGGUCUUAGUCCAGCAGCAUUGUUGAAUUCUCCAGUCUUUCUUUCUAAUUCUAUGGCUGAAUCUUCACCGACUAGGGGCAAAUUUCCUUUCACACAAUGCACUAAUAACUGCUCAAUGUCUGACUGGACCACUCCUGAUAAAAGAGAUAGUCACACAGUUGAAGACAUGGAUCCUCAGUUAUUUGCCUUCAAGCCUCAGCUUGGAUCAAGCUCUCGUUAUACUUCAUGUGCAGAAAACAAAGCAGACCCAAAAACUAAUCACCAGCAUUCGUCAAAUAUCAAGGAACUGGCUCAAUCAGAUUGUCCUGCUCAAACCAAAGGUGUUGAACCAAGUUUGCAAUGCCAACCUCAGCAAGAUUUCAAACUUCAGGAUGGCUUACAUGACUCUCUUUUAAGAAAAGAUGGCUUAUAUGAUUCAACCAACCAGAGAGAUACCACUGAGAAAACUCUGCUCCACCAGAGCACAACUUAUCCUGUCAUGGGUAGGGAACACCCUCCAGCUCCUGAUGACCCACAGGAUGGAGGAGUUGACACAAAAGGAGAAGUCUCAUCUCUAGCUGUAGGAACUCCAGCUGAAGAUGGAUACAACUGGAGGAAGUAUGGUCAGAAACAGGUUAAAGGUAGUGAAUUUCCAAGGAGCUAUUACAAAUGUACUCAUCCAAAUUGUCCAGUGAAAAAGAAAGUGGAGCGCUCCCAAGAAGGCCACAUAACUGAGAUAAUUUACAAGGGAGCUCACAAUCACCCCAGGCUUUCUCACUCAUUCAGAAGCAUGCAGCUUGAGGGUUCGGAACAGCGCGGCUUGCAAUCCGGUUGCCAUGGGGAACAACACUCCAAGGUGAACACUCGAAAUGGAACCAGUGCUCAUGAUGGGAGGAAUGAUGGCCUCGAGGCAACACUAUCUCCUUCUCGAGCCGCUGAAUUCCGUGACACAUCCACUUCAAUGCUGGUCACAGAGGGCUGCGCCAGUUGUGAGAUCAAGGAUGCCAUGGAUGUUUCCUCCGCCUUAUCCAACAAUCAAGAGGAGAAUGACCAGGCAAACCAUGGCAGUAUGUCACAGGGUUGUGAUGGUGAGGGAGAUGAGAUCGAACCAAAACGAAGGAAGCUAGAUGCUGGAGCAUUAGAAAUGAGUGCAUCAUCAAAAGUAGUACGUGAACCAAGGGUUGUGGUCCAAACCACCAGUGAGGUUGAUAUCCUUGAUGAUGGGUACCGCUGGCGCAAAUAUGGACAGAAGGUGGUCAAAGGGAACCCAAAUCCGAGAAGCUAUUACAAGUGUACGAAUCCAGGUUGCAUAGUUCGAAAGCAUGUUGAGAGGGCAUCUCAUGAUCUCAAGUCAGUGAUCACAACAUAUGAGGGAAAGCACAACCAUGAAGUCCCAGCUGCGAGGAACAACUGCCAGGCUAGUUGUGGAUCCUUCAAUGCACCACAGACCUCAGCACCCCAACCUCAGAGCCUUGAUAGAAGGCCAGAGCUAGCUCAGAUGCAAGAGAGGCUGGCUAGGCUGGAGUGGCCACCGCCAUUGGGCAAAGCUUGCACAUCUGGAAGUGGUCAGCUUGCACCAACCUCCAGCUUCUCAUUUGGGAUAAACCAAGGCCUGGCAAUGAACCUUGCAAUGGCUGGAUUUGGCCCCCUGGCUUCCAUGCAAAUGCCAAUGCCCCCUUUGGGUUACUCAUUUCUGCACGACCAUCACAGAGCUUCUGAAGGAGGGUUCAUGGCAUCGAACGGUGAGCCCGAGGAGAAGCCCAUAUCAGAGCCCAGGUUGCCAGCGUCGAUCAACCAUCAGUUGACGGGAAGGAUACCUCUGGGACCUCAGCUGUAAACAGUAGUAGGAUGAUAAGCAUAGAUCCGUUCACCAACUCUU
Molecule: messenger RNA, 2500 nt
Organism: Elaeis guineensis (African oil palm)
Lineage: Eukaryota; Viridiplantae; Streptophyta; Magnoliopsida; Arecales; Arecaceae
Source: RefSeq, a predicted model, not a curated record